AUGUCGUUUAGUCUCGACGCGAGCUGGUGGUUGACGAGUGACGGUGACUGUUCUGUGGUGUGCAGGAGCUGCCGCUGGCACCAGAGGAUGCGCAGCGCUGGCGCGUGUGUGGCGCUGUGGCUGGCGCCAGCCUGCCUGCUGGCGGCGCGACCCGACGCCCGCCUCGACGCCGUGCGACGCCUGCUGGCCGACGCUCCGCUCGUCGACGGACACAACGACCUUCCGUGGAACAUCCGCAAGUUCCUGAAGAACCAGCUGCGCGACUUCCCCUUCCACGAGGACCUACGCUCGGUGCCGCCCUGGUCCCACAGCGCCUGGUCGCACACCGACCUGCCGCGCCUCCGCCAGGGGAUGGUCGCAGCCCAGUUCUGGUCGGCCUACGUGCCCUGUUCGGCGCAGCACUUGGACGCCGUGACGCUCGUGCUGGAACAGGUGGACGUCAUCCGCAGGCUGGUGGAGCGCUACCCCAGGGACCUGGCCCUCGUCACCAGCGCCAGAGGCAUAGAGGAGGCGCACGCGGCCGGCGUGCUGGCGUGCCUGGUGGGGGUGGAGGGGGGCCACGCCCUGGGCAGCAGCCUGGCCGUGCUGCGCGGCCUGCACGCGCUCGGCGCGCGCUACCUCACGCUCACGCACGCCUGCAACACGCCUUGGGCAGACUGCUCCAUAGUUGACGAGCCUGGGAGGAUACCAAUCCUGGGAGGCCUCUCGAGCUUUGGAAAGCUGGUGGUGCGCGAGAUGAACCGCCUGGGCGUCAUGGUGGACGUGUCGCACGCGUCGGUGCCCACAAUGUUGGACGCGCUGCGAACCAGCCGCGCGCCCGUCAUCUUCUCGCACUCGGCCGCGCAUGCGCUCUGCAACAGCUCGCGCAACGUGCCCGACCACGUGCUCAGACUGCUGGCAGCCAACGGAGGAAUCGUGAUGGUUGCCUUCUACCCACAUUUCGUCAGCUGCAGCGAAUCUGCAUCGCUCCAGGAUGUUGCAGCGCACAUCGAGCACAUUCGGUCGGUGGCGGGGAUCGACCACGUGGGCCUCGGAGCUGGCUACGACGGAAUCAACAUCACGCCGCUGGGCCUGGAGGACGCGUCGCGCUACCCGCACCUGCUGGCCGAGCUGAUGGCGCGAGGCGGCUGGACCGAGGGGGACCUGCAGAAGCUGGCCGGCAGGAACCUCAUCAGGGUCUUCCGGGAGGCCGAGCGGGUUCGCGACCAGAUGGCGGCAUCGGGCGUGCAGCCGCUGGACGAGCGCAUCCCCGAAGAGGACGUGCGAGGCAGGACGUACUGCCGCAUGCCCGACGCCGCCCCCACCGGCUGCGAGUUGCGUCGCGGCGCUCGGGAACUGCCGUACGGCUAG
Schistocerca gregaria is the source of this 1350-nucleotide messenger RNA. RefSeq names its product dipeptidase 1-like. The record is from RefSeq and is a predicted model, not a curated record. Bases 1 to 1350 code for a protein of 449 amino acids. Gene Ontology annotation, molecular function: metallodipeptidase activity. Gene Ontology annotation, biological process: proteolysis. The transcript has 10 exons. Lineage: Eukaryota; Metazoa; Arthropoda; Insecta; Orthoptera; Acrididae.